AUGGAGACCGUCAUCCUCGAGAAGACGAUCAUCAAGCUGGGCUCCCUCCUCGCGCUGGGGUUUGGUGAGGCCGGUGCGAACAUCGUCAGCUCCAACAUGGACGGUGCCAACUCCGGGGUGAAUGCCAUGGUCGAAGGUUCCAUGGUGAACUGCAUAGUCGGAGUCGUGCGGAUUCUCAACUUCAGCACGGCCACGGAAGUUCUCCAGGGAAAGGUCAUGACCUUCGUGAACCAGAUUGCGGAGAUUGUCCACGGUGUGGUUGACGAGUGCUGGGGCGCUGUCAACAAGAACGACGGUGACAACUUCCUGGUCAUCUGGAGACUUGGAGAGCUGUCCCCCAAUGAGGUCCACUACCAGAUGCCUGCACAACUCCCUGAAUUCAGCAUGUGA
Symbiodinium natans is the source of this 390-nucleotide messenger RNA. Lineage: Eukaryota; Dinophyceae; Suessiales; Symbiodiniaceae. The record is from the annotation of a GenBank genome assembly.